AUGAGACGACAUUCAAGGAUUACAAUAUUAUCAGUGCUACUACUUUCGCUAUUUGCAACUAUAGUUGUGCUAUAUGUAUCUUCGUACUCAAAAAGCUUUUAUAAUAUUCCUCCCAAGAUAAAAUUAGCACAAAAAUUAGAAUUAAAUAAGAAUUAUAAAAUUGAAGGACUAAAUUUUCAAUCAAAUUCUGGUCAACAAGUGAAAACAACUAAUAAAGUUCUGGAACAAUUAGCUAUACUAUUUCCUUUUGAUGAAAAUUUACCAAUUCCAAAAAUUUUAUGGCAAACUUGGAAAGUGGGUCUAGAAGAUGAAUCAUUCCCAGAGAAGUAUAAAAUUUACCAUCAAACUUGGACAGAAAAGAGUCCAGAAUAUGAAUAUAAUGUUUUAUCUGAUAAAAAGUGUGCUCAACUAGUGAAUGAAUUAUACAAAGAUAUACCUGAUGUUAUUAAAGCUUAUCAUGCAAUGCCUAAAAUUAUAUUAAAAGUUGAUUUCUUUCGGUACUUGAUAUUAUUUGCAAAAGGUGGGACCUAUUCUGAUAUGGAUACAGUUUCCCUAAAACCAUUUAAGGAUUGGCCGAGCUCUCAACUGGAGUAUUUAGGGGAACCAAUUAAUCCUGGUUUAGUUGUUGGUAUAGAAGCUGAUCCAGAUAGAGAAGAUUGGGCAGAUUGGUAUGCAAGACGUGUUCAAUUUUGUCAAUGGACAAUUCUACUGAAAAAAGGACAUCCGAUGCUAAGAGAACUAAUUGCUAAAAUUACAACUAUAACAUUAGCUAGAGAAUUAGCUGGUCAAUUAAAUGAAGUUUUUGAUAAAACAAAUAAUAAAAAUGAUGUAUUAAACUGGACUGGUCCAGGAAUAUUCACAGAUUUAGUAUUUCGAUACUUAAAUUUGAUGUUACAACUGAAAGAGGUGAAGGAUAAUGAUAGAAUUGAAGAGGUUGUUGGUAUAGAAUUUUUCACUCAUAUGGAACAACCUAUCGUAAUUGAAAAUAUUAUGAUUUUACCAAUUACUUGUUUUAGCCCUAGUGAUACUAAGAUGGGAGCAAAAGGUCCAAAUGACCCACUUAGUUUGCUAGAUCACGGCUUUGAUUCUUCGUGGAAAGAGCCUUGA
Molecule: messenger RNA, 1107 nt
Organism: Lodderomyces jiufengensis
Lineage: Eukaryota; Fungi; Ascomycota; Pichiomycetes; Serinales; Debaryomycetaceae
Product: glycosyltransferase family 32 protein
Exons: 1
Coding region: 1-1107 (368 amino acids)
Biological process (GO): protein N-linked glycosylation
Cellular component (GO): mannan polymerase complex
Molecular function (GO): alpha-1,6-mannosyltransferase activity
Source: RefSeq, a predicted model, not a curated record